This is a messenger RNA of Daphnia magna, 4777 nucleotides long. Its product is annotated as extensin-2. Gene Ontology annotation, biological process: nucleosome assembly. Gene Ontology annotation, molecular function: structural constituent of chromatin; DNA binding. The record is from RefSeq and is a predicted model, not a curated record. NCBI's taxonomy places the organism in Eukaryota, Metazoa, Arthropoda, Branchiopoda, Diplostraca, Daphniidae. Gene Ontology annotation, cellular component: nucleosome.
AGGCACAUACUAUGGCCAGCACCACUCUUACAGGUUGCAGAGUAUAAAAACCCCGGGAAGGACAGACAACCUAGUUAGUUGUCAGUGUAGUUUCAGUGUUUACCAAGUGGAGGCUUAAGACCUCUUUUGAAUAAUGGCACGGUCCAAAUAUACUACUGUUUUAUGGUUUUUAUCGUUAGCGAUAGCCCUUCAUCUAGCAUGCGCAGAUAAAGGAGGCGGAGGAGGCGGAUACGGCCAAGAUUCCUAUUCGGCUCCGCCCAGUUCUGGCUAUGGAGCACCCGCUAAAGCAUCCAAAGCCAAGGGAUACGCAGCACCAAAAGCACCAAAGGCCCCCAAGGCCCCCAAGGCUCCUAAAGCUCCCAAAGCCCCUGCUCCAGUGAAAUAUGCCGGACCUAUUGUUUACACAGCUGAGAAGCCACCAGUCAUCUACUUUCCUCCUCCACCUCUUCCGCAAAAGCCGAAGAAGGAGAAAUCAAAGGGAAAGGGAUACGGAUAUGGAGCUCCCGAGCCUGAAUACAAACAGCCCAAGGCUGAACAUCCCAUCAAAUACGUCCCACUUCCUCAUCACGACCUUCCCGUCUUGAUCUACCAGUCCGAUAGCCAGCCGCCUAUUCACGUUGUCCACCCGCCUGCGGGAGAUUACGCCCCGGCUCCGGCCCCGCAAUAUCAGUCAUCGUACGAACAACAAGCCCCAGCUUAUGAUGCAGGAUCGGCUUACGCUGCAUCAGCUCCGGCUCCUUACUCUCCCCCACCACCACCGACUUACGACGCGGCUCCUCCCGCAUACGAAGCCGCUCCAGCACCGGCCUAUCCCCAACCGCAACCGUACGAAGCCGCUCCGGCUUAUCCUCAGCCGCAACCUUACGAAGCUGCUCCGGCUUAUCCUCAGCCGCAACCUUACGAAGCUGCUCCGGCUUAUCCUCAGCCGCAACCUUACGAAGCUGCUCCGGCUCCAACUUACGAUGCCGCUCCCCCAGCACCCGUUUACGACGCAGCCCCCGUUCCGGCUUACCCGCAACCCCAGCCGCAGUCGUACGAGACUGCUCCUUCGGCGUCUGCUUACGCACCACAACAACAAUCUUACGAUGUGGCUCCAGCACCGGCUUACCCGCAACCCCAGCCGUACGAAACUGCGCCGUCAGCUUCAGCUUACGCUCCCCAACAACAGUCGUACGAUGUGCCUGCUGCUCCUGCUUACGAAGCCGCACCUGCUCCUUACACUCCUCCUCAGCAGUAUUACGAUGCUGCUCCUGCUCCGGCUUACGCCCCACAACCGGCUCAGUAUGAACCUGCGCCUGCCCCCGCUUACGAAGCAGCUUCUUCUGGACAGGCUUACGCCACGGCUCCUGCUUACGAACAACCGGCUCCCUCGUACGAACAAGCUCCUCCGGCUUACGCUCCCCCAGCUUACGAACAGCCGGCUCCAGCUUACGAUCAGCCCGCCCCAUCUUACGAGCAAGCUCCACCAUCGUACGCACCACCCGCCCCAUCUUACGAGCAAGCUCCACCAUCGUACGCACCGCCCGCCCCUGCUUACGACCAACCAGCUCCUUCUUACGAUCAGCCCGCUCCCGCUUACGAUCAGGCUCCCGCUUAUCCCGUUGCUUCGACUGAGCCACUUUACUUAAGCGCCCCUCCGGCUCCAGCUCCAGUUUACGUCAACCAACCCGAUCCUUAUUAUGCCGCUCCCGCACCAUCAUACGGAGCUCCCAAGAAGCCAAAGGCUCCCAAGGCUUCUUACGGUGCACCAAAGCUGCCUAAGAUUUCCUUGCCCAAGAUCAAGAGCAAGGGUUACGGCGCUCCCAAGAAACCCAAGGCAUCUUACGGCGCCCCUAAGGCUCCCAAGGCACCCAAGGCACCCAAAGCUAAAGGAUACGCUGCUCCUAAAGCCCCUAAGGCACCCAAAGCAAAGGGAUAUUCAGCCCCCAAGGCACCCAAGGAGAAGGCACCUAAAGCACCUGAAGCUCCACACAUCGUUUACGCAGGACACCCGCCCAUCCACGUCUACCAGCAGCCCGAAGCUUACAUCACUCCCGAACAACCUAAAAAGGCACCCAAGGCUCCUAAAGCUCCCAAAGCUAAGGGAUACUCGGCACCCAAGGCCCCUAAAGCACCCAAAGCCUCAUACGGCGCACCCAAAGCCCCAAAGGCACCAAAAGCACCUAAAGCUAAAGGUUACGGAGCACCAAAGGCCCCCAAGGCAUCUUACGGAUCUCCCAAAGCACCUAAAGCACCUAAAGGACAGUACGGAAAGGCCCCCAAAGCACCUAAAAGCAAAGGAAACACUUACGAGCAACCCAAAGCCAAGGGAGUGUACGUACCAGCCCCCAAAGCCUACCAUAAGCCACCCAUCAUCAUCUACCAGGGUGUCCGUCCACCAGUGCACGUUUACCAGGCCCCCGUUGCCGAAUACGCCCCGGCUCCCAGCUACGGAUCUGCCCCACCUUCUUACGAUGCCGGUUACUCUGUCCAAGAGCCAGCUUACGAUAGCGGAGCCGGUUACGCACCUCAGCCACCAGCUUACGACGCCGGAGCCACUUACGAUGCUGGAGCCAGUUACGCUCCUCAAGCACCAGCUUACGAUGCUGGAGCUAGUUACGCUCCUCAAGCACCAGCUUACGACGCUGGAGCCGGUUACGCUUCUCAGGAGCAAUCGUAUGCACCUCAAGAACAAUCGUAUGCUCCUCAAGAACAAUCGUACGCUCCACAAGAACAAUCGUACGCACCCCAAGAGCCAUCUUACGGCGGAGCAGCAGACUACGCUCAGCCAGCACCGUCCUACACUGACGCUGGUUCUCAACCCGAUUAUUCCCAACAGCAGCCCCAAGCUUACGAUGCCGGUGCAAGCUACUCUGUAGCUCCUGCCGCUCCCUCAUACGAUCAACAGCCACAGCAAGAACAAGCUCCCGCUUACGACGCUGGAGCUGCUGCGCCAGCCGCUGGCGGUUACGCAGUCAAGAGCGACGAAUGGACGCCGGUGAGCGGAGGUUCGGCUCCUGGUUUCGCUGUGCCCGGCGCAGCCAAUUACUUCCCCGUUUACAAUCGGGGUCAAGUUUACGGGCUGAGAAACGCUAAAUCAUCAGACGAACAGCAAAAGCAAGUGGAAGCUGAUGGAGAGAGUCCAGUCGAACUGACAGUCGGAUCGGCGCUAACGAUCGAUAGCCAGGACGAAGAGUAAAAUAGAAGGAGAGUUUUAAAAAAAAAAGGGUUAUUUUUCACCGUUCCCUGUUCCAUGCGGAUGGAACAGAUUUUCACUUUCUAAACAAAAAUUUCCACCUCUCUCUAUACCGUCUUUUAUUUUAUCAUUUUAACAACAAAAAUUACCCUGCUGAUGAUGAGACUGUUGUCCCAGCCGAGUCCUCCCUAGUUCCCCCCCCCCCAUCCCACUCUAUCUAUUGUAACCUUGUUUUAUUUAUUCUUUUUCCCCAAUCCCGGACUCUCCCCCUCAAAUCACGAGACGCUCCGAUUCUAGGUGUGUCGGAGUCAAACGUUGCCAACACGUCAGACGACACAGAGUAAAAGAGAAACAAAAAAAAAACAAAAAACCAACGCUCAUACUACAAAGACGAUAAUUAUUAUAUCUAAUUUACAUCUGACGAAAAAAGAAAGAAAAAAAAAACAACGACCAUCUCUUUGACAUGAAACUUUAAAAUUUUAAAAAUUCAUCAAAUACAAAAAACUACAAAAAUGACAGAAGCUCAACGAAGCAAAUUUUUUUUUCUCGACUUUUUUUUUUUUUUACGGAUUUGACGAGACGGGACUGAAAGACGGAUUUUGUUUUUGUUGAAAAAAAAAAAAUGAAGAAAAAGAAUGACAGGAUGAAGAUGACAUCCAGCUGGUCUGUGGUAGACUCUGAUUCUCUGAAUUGUAAUCGCUUUUGUUAUGACACAUUGACGCUCUCACCCCGGACUUGUUUUAUUUAUACGAAAGGAAAAGUAUGAGGACAUCAAACUUCUGCGCUUUGUCUUGCAAUUUUUUGUCAUCACGUCAAGAUGCGGAAAAGAAAAAAAAUCAAAACCAAGAACUUAAAAACUUUGCCAACGUUGACUUACGCCACCCUAGGAUCUUGAGACUUGACUCUAGUUCGCUGUAAAUAGCACCCGACUUUUGACGAUGCCCAACCCACAAUCCUCUCCCUUCCAUCUUUCCUUCAACUUUUUCACACACUUUCGACAUGUUUUUUUCUUUUGUCCAAAAAAAAAAAAAGAAAAAAAGGAAGUUGUUUCUUCGUGUUACCAAGAAAUUUUCUUUUCUUUUUUUUUUUUUUUUGAUCGGAUCAUUUCUCCAGACAGCGCCUUACGCUUCUUGGUCAUUCAGCAUUCGGAUAUUUUAUACUGUAGCAACGUCAGCGAGUGCAGUUAAUGUUAAUCUAUUAACGUGUGUGUGUGUGUUGCCUUGCAGUUGACGGAUCGCCUAUUCUUUCUUGAUCGAAGUUUUUUUGUUUCCCCUUCGUUUGUUGUUGCUUGUAUUAUCGGUCGGGAUUUUCACAACAAGAAUACUGUCUCUCGCAGAAUGACCAGUGUGCAAGGCCAUAUCUGGUGCCGUGCUCAACUAUUGUUAUCAAAGAUAUGUGGCAUUUUCAAAUACCUUCUCCAUCCCUUAUCCCGCAUUUUUUUCCCCCCCUCCCAAUUGGUUUUGCAAAGAUUAGCUCUUUAGUGUAAUGUAAGGUAUGGCCUGUGGCCAUUUAUUUUCUCCCCAAAUGUCCGACCAAUCUGGUUAUCCCCCUCCAUUAAUUUAUGCAUUAUCUUCUAACAGGAAUACACUACAUAAAAUAAGA